Messenger RNA from Halichondria panicea, 1424 nucleotides. Its product is annotated as integrator complex subunit 13-like. Lineage: Eukaryota; Metazoa; Porifera; Demospongiae; Suberitida; Halichondriidae. Gene Ontology annotation, cellular component: integrator complex. The record is from RefSeq and is a predicted model, not a curated record. The transcript is spliced from 16 exons. Gene Ontology annotation, biological process: centrosome localization; regulation of mitotic cell cycle. Bases 1 to 1347 code for a protein of 448 amino acids.
AUGCACCGUCACUUGCUAGAGUUCCUCCUUCAGAUGACCUCCCGCUGUCCGAGCAUGCAGCUGCCCAGGAAAACACCUCCCGUCAAGACAGAGAAUGGCAGUACAGCCACUGAGAGUUCUUCAAAUUGGAGGGAUGUCGAAAAAGCAACCCAGGAAGAGCACUCUAUCAAAAUUAUCUCCCACGUCCUCACCAGCCACUCAGGAGUGAUCUUCCUGCACUGUAUACCAUCCACGAUACCCCACCUUGAUGACCCCCCCUCAAUCAGCGAGGGCUGGGGUGGUCGCAUCACUGACUAUCGGAUAUCGGACUUCAGUGAGCUGGUCAAGGAGAACUCACUGGCCCCUACUCCAGCUAGUGGACAGGACAAAGAUACCCAAGGUCUACCCGGAGCAGAUUGCUCUGAGCAAGUUGGAACACGCCACUCGUCACUGGCCAUGGUCUACGCAGACACACUCAUCUAUGGAGCUGGACUGUCUACCGGCUCUAAUCAAACAAGAGACCAUGUCAGACCCACAGCUGGAGCAAUGCAGACAGUGAGCUAUAGUCAAGGGGAACUCACUGACCCCCACUCCAGUGGACAGGACAAAGAUACCCAAGGUUUACCCGGAGCAGAUCGCUCUGAGCAAGUUGGAACACGCCACUCGUCACUGGCCCAUGGUCUACGCAGACACACUCAUCUACACACUCACACAGGAGCUGGACUGUCUACCGGCUCUAAUCAAACAAGAGACCAUGUCAGACCCACAGCUGGAGCAAUGCAGACAGUACAGGUGAUCACUCAAUUAUAUGAGAAAGAGAAAGCCAACGAGCCGCUGUCAAUACCGACUGGUGGCAGGAACAAAGGGGUUAAGAGAGAUGAACAGUAUCGCAGUCUGUGGUCAGAGCUAGAGGACUUGGCACACAUGUACAGCUCCAACUCUGAGAGGCAUCGUCACUUGCUAGAGUUCCUCCUUCAGAUGACCUCCCGUUGUCCAAGCAUGCAGCUGCCCAGGAAAACACCUCCCGUCAAGACAGAGAAUGGCAGUACAGCCACUGAGAGUUCUUCAAACUGGAGGGAUGUAGAAAAGCACUCCAACGAUAGAGGUGGAAGGUCAGUCAAUGGCUCAGACUAUAAGUGGAACAUGAGGACACAGGAAGGUCACAGACCACACCCACUGGUGGACGGAGGACUGCCCACACUCGCUAAACCUGGAGACUCAUUAUUGUCGAUGUGGACAAACAGGAAAUGUGUCGCGGCUGAUGGCUGUCAUCAAGAGUUUGCCGGCCGUAGCUAUGGUGAAUCAAAGAUUGAGCUUUACAAGAACUUGAGAACUAGCAAUGUUGCACCAUUACUAGAUCAUGAAUGAACGAACACUCUACAUCUGUGUGUGUGUGCAUUUGCUGUUGUUGUUGUGGAGAUAAAUUUAUUGACAAUGAACCAAAA